AAAUUGUGUAUAAAUUUAGCAAACUCGUUAAUUUUGGUCACUCUAUUUGCAUUGUUGCACUUCAAAUGUGGCAAUGCUAGGAGUGUGGCUAGCUCCACACAGGUCUUAGCCACCACUGAAGCCAUGAAAAGCAACUCGUCUGACCAACAACAGAAUGCAACCACUGUGGACACUGCAGUGGCAAUGUUGACAACCCAAACCAAGUCACUAGAAAAAUCACAGCCGACAUCUAGCAAUGGGUUAACUCAUAUUUUGCGUAAAAAGCGUGAGACCGAAGUGGUAAUGCCCUUUGAUUUUAAUACAAUGCAUUUGCCAUGCGAUUUGGAUCAACAGGGCAGAGGUUCAAUAAUUGAAUCGUUUCCCAAUCAUUGCGUUUGGGUUUGGAAUAAUAGAUAUGCGCAUGAGGGUUUCUAUCGCGUCUACAAAACCUAUCAAUUGGAGGCUUUCUUCUUUGGGCAGUAUUAUGAGCGCUUGAAGCGCUUUGAAAUUGAUCCGCAUACUUGGGAUUACACCAACGCGGGCAUAAAUUGAGAAUGUAUCUAUGUAACUAAAAUAAAAUUUUCUGUAUGUUCAUUUGGAAACUGAACAAUAAUAA
Messenger RNA from Drosophila innubila, 595 nucleotides. RefSeq lists its product as uncharacterized. Bases 124 to 531 code for a protein of 135 amino acids. NCBI's taxonomy places the organism in Eukaryota, Metazoa, Arthropoda, Insecta, Diptera, Drosophilidae. The record is from RefSeq and is a predicted model, not a curated record. The transcript is spliced from 2 exons.